UUAGGAGUAGGUUAUGUUGAAACGACAUAGCAAAGGUGGAGGAAGACUGAGGACGGAGUAAAAACUUUCUCUCUGACUAACUUUCUGGGAAUGCUCUGUAUUUUGUAUGGCUGAACAGGACAUCGGUUCUCUCAAAGGGGUUGGAUUUUAUCUACCGUUUUCGUAUUCUUUUUUGGAAACUUUUGUCGUUCAUGGACUUACUGUGUACAUACUUUAAUGUCUUAAUCGCUAGAAAGGACGUGGUCGAAGAGCAACGCAUACCUGUUUAUUAACUUACAACCAUGUCUAUGCUUCCAACGUUUGGCUUUACGCAAGAGCAAGUCGCGUGCGUCUGUGAGGUUCUCCAACAGGGUGGCAAUAUCGAACGUCUCGGGCGCUUUUUGUGGUCUUUACCAGCUUGCGAGCACCUCCACAAAAACGAGAGUGUUCUCAAAGCUAAAGCUGUGGUUGCGUUCCACAGAGGAAACUUCAGAGAACUUUAUAAGAUUCUCGAAAGCCACCAAUUUUCUCCCCACAACCACCCGAAACUACAGCAGUUGUGGCUCAAAGCGCACUAUAUUGAGGCGGAGAAGCUCCGGGGCCGUCCUCUCGGGGCCGUGGGAAAGUACCGUGUCCGCAGAAAGUUCCCACUGCCUCGGUCCAUAUGGGACGGCGAAGAGACGAGUUACUGUUUCAAAGAGAAGAGCCGGAGCGUGCUCAGAGAGUGGUACACGCAUAACCCGUACCCUUCCCCGCGAGAAAAAAGAGAGCUUGCAGAAGCCACCGGGUUGACUACAACACAAGUCAGUAACUGGUUCAAAAACAGACGGCAAAGAGACCGUGCGGCAGAGGCCAAGGAAAGGUACGAGGAAAACAACGAGAACAGCAACAGUCACAACCCAUUGACUUCUUCCAUGAAUGGAAAUAAAACUAUUUUGGGGAGCUCGGACGACGACAAAACGCCUUCAGGAACGCCGGAUCACACGUCCUCGAGCCCGGCUAUGCUCCUCACAUCAAACUCGGGAUUGCAGUCUCUGCACGGCCUUGCGCCGCCACCGGGACCCAGUGCCAUCCCGGUGCCCAGUGCAGACUCGGUGCACCACCAUCACUCUUUGCACGACACUAUACUGAACCCUAUGUCGUCUAACUUGGUGGAUCUGGGCUCCUAAUCAGCGGAGCCUGCUUGGACGGGGACUUUGUAUGUGUAUAUGGAUGUGUGAGACACGCUUCAGGCACUUGAGGCGAGGUGCAAAAGCGGAAGGAACGAAUGGACUCUUUAGGGGGCUUCUGUGAUGCGCAGCACGGUGAGACGUGAGAUGGUAGUCCAUAGAGUUUAGUUAAAAGGUAUUUUACCGGAAUGUAAUAACAUGUUACAUUGUUGAAAACAAUAACAAUAAAAUGUCUUAAUUCUU
Molecule: messenger RNA, 1391 nt
Organism: Osmerus eperlanus (European smelt)
Lineage: Eukaryota; Metazoa; Chordata; Actinopteri; Osmeriformes; Osmeridae
Gene: six2a
Product: SIX homeobox 2a
Exons: 2
Coding region: 282-1148 (288 amino acids)
Biological process (GO): regulation of transcription by RNA polymerase II
Cellular component (GO): nucleus; transcription regulator complex
Molecular function (GO): RNA polymerase II cis-regulatory region sequence-specific DNA binding; DNA-binding transcription factor activity, RNA polymerase II-specific
Source: RefSeq, a predicted model, not a curated record